Molecule: messenger RNA, 441 nt
Organism: Amoebophrya sp. A120
Lineage: Eukaryota; Dinophyceae; Syndiniales; Amoebophryaceae
Source: the annotation of a GenBank genome assembly
AUGAAGGAAUCGGGAUUGGCGGACACGCGGAUGACCCAUGACCUGUGGGCAGAAGUACUGUGUGAAAGGGCGGGCGGAGGCUUAGAAUAUUUGCACGACUCCGACACGAAGGUUCUCAUUAACGAGGACGACCCGCGUUGGGCGUCUAAUGACAAGACCCUUGCGGAAAAAUGCUGCGCGAAGCCCGCUAUGGUGCUUAUGCAUUGCAAAAGCUAUGUAUCCAAUACAACGAUUAGUGAUCGCAUCUUCUUCAUCACAAAUUUCCCCAGAAGGGGAAAUGAAAGUUAUCAUGCAUGAACUAUGCAAAAGGGAUUUGUCGUGCAUAAUUGCGAUGAGUACGAAUACGAUAUUGCUUUUGCAGUGGAUAGUACCCGGACCACCCGCCGCCCGAUCCACCUCGUCGUCCAGUGCCUCCUUUUUGCAAGCAUAAAUGAGUAUAUG